UGUGCGCGCUUGUGCUGCGCGGCGCGCGCUGAGCGAUCAUUCCUGUCAAACUUUCUGUAACUCACACACACACUUACACACACACACUUACACACACACACACACACACACACACACACCUCACACACUCCUGCACCGCGCGGAGAGAACAGCAGCGCUGUGAGUCUCAGUGGGCCUGUGGAGGAAUGGCUGCGGAGGAGAACGAAUGCCCAAAGUUCCAGUUCUCCCAGCAGAGUUCUGGUCUGGUGAGGUCCUGGGAGCUGGAGUCCGUGCUGGCUGGCCGCACUCUUAGCUUUGUGGUGAAGCUGGAUGAUCAGUUUGUGUGUCCUGCCUGCGGUGGCGUCGUCUUUAACCCUCACCAGACAGGCUGUGGCCAUAUCUUCUGCUCCCCGUGCAUCAGAGCGAUUCUAGAAAACAAUGAAACGUCGAAAUGCCCCUUUGAUGGUAUUUUGAUCAAGCCAGAGGAGGUUUUUCAAGACAAUUGCUGUAAAAGAGAACUACUGAAUCUAGAGGUUUUCUGCACCAAUUCUCCAGCCUGCUCACAAACCAUACCUCUGUGUAAUCUGCAGGACCAUCUAAAAUCUUGUCAGUAUGAAGCUCUGCAGUGUCCAAAUUCCAGCUGCACUGACAUCCUGCUGCGUAAAAAUUUACCUGACCAUCAAAGAAGCCACUGCUCCUAUCGUACAGAGCUCUGUCGCUACUGCCAGAAACCGUACCCUGUUUCCCAGCUCACGGACCACGAGAAGACCUCCUGCCCAGAGGCUGAAGUUCAGUGUCCCAAUAAAUGCAUUCAUUUGGUCAAAAGGCAUAAGCUCAAAGACCAUGCGGACGAGUGCCCAGAGCAGGAAACAGACUGCAUUUACAAGAAAUAUGGCUGCACAGUCAGAAAUAAAAGAGGGCAGGUUAAAGUUCACGAGCAGACAGAAUUCAAUCACCACGUUCUGCUGCUGCUGGAGAGCAAUAGCAAGCUAAUUAAACAGGUGGAUCAGCUGCAGCAGGACUUUGCUGCUCAGCAGGGGGAGCUGAAAGAGAGGAACCUGCUGGUCAGUAACCUGAAGAGAGAGGUCUCCAAGUGUGACACCACCGUUUCUGCCAUGCAGAGGUCGGUGGAGGAGCAGAGAGAGCUCGUGUCGAGUGUGAAGCGAGAGCUGAAGGACCUGCGGGACGUUCUGGAAGCAGAUCUGACUAAAGAGGAGCUGGUGUCUCUCAGAGCAUCACUGGACUCUCUGAGAGAGCAGGUGGCAAUGACUCAGAGCCUCAGAGAACACCUGGGUGCUUUAGGGCAGACUUGUCAGAGUCACACUCGCUUGCUGGACAUCCACGUGCAGCAGCUGCAGUGCAGUGAGCAGCGUUUCCAGCAGUUGGAAUCCACCUCGUACGACGGAAAGCUCAUCUGGAAGGUGCACGACUACCAUCGCAAGAAGGAGGCAGGCACUGCCCUCAACUCCCCGCCGUUCUACACCAGCCACAGCGGGUACAAGCUGAGUGCCAGGGUGUACCUUGGCGGAGAGGGCACCGCCCGGGGCACUCACCUGUCCCUGUACGUGAUGCUGAUGAGGGGGGACUUUGACUCGCUGCUGCCGUGGCCCUUCCGGCAGAACGUGACCCUGGCCGUGUUGGAUCAGAGCGGCAAUCGCAACCACGUGAGCCUCAGCUUCACCCCGGACCUGGCCAGCAACAACUUCCGCCGGCCCACGUCCGAAACCAACGCGGCGCUGGGCUUCCCCCGGUUCAUUACUCACGCUGACCUGGAGGCUCCCAGGAACGCAGCUUACGUGAGAGAUGACACGCUGUUCAUCAAAGUCAAGGUGGACACGACGGGGCUGGAGGAUCUGUAGUGUGUUACCCGCCUGUGUAAUGUGUGCAGCGUGUGGUUUCGCAUUGUCUUGUUGAAAAAGCUGAACAAACAGCCCUGAAUAAGCCAAUAAGCUGUUGUCUUAAAGGCAGUAAAUGUUGCUGCAUCACUGAAUGUAGUGUAUUUUUUGUGUGUGAAAAGUGGUGGAUAUAGAUGGAGUUUAGUUAUUUUAAAUUAUUUUUUCUAGUUAUUUUUUCAAAUAAAGACAUUUCUAAAGAUUUAAAUAAGCACUGAGUUUAUUCUGUAAGACACUGUAGAUUGAAUAUGUUUAUAAUUGAAUUAUUUUUGUUUUAUUGUUGUUAUUUUUCCAAAUAAAGAACAAUUUUAAAGAUCAA
Molecule: messenger RNA, 2190 nt
Organism: Astyanax mexicanus (Mexican tetra)
Lineage: Eukaryota; Metazoa; Chordata; Actinopteri; Characiformes; Acestrorhamphidae
Gene: traf5
Product: Tnf receptor-associated factor 5
Exons: 11
Coding region: 186-1838 (550 amino acids)
Biological process (GO): tumor necrosis factor-mediated signaling pathway; regulation of apoptotic process; positive regulation of JNK cascade
Cellular component (GO): plasma membrane signaling receptor complex
Molecular function (GO): thioesterase binding; zinc ion binding
Source: RefSeq, a predicted model, not a curated record